GUAUUGGUCCAAUGAAAUGUCAGUCAGCUGGAGGAACCGCCCUGCAGUGAAUAUAAAGGCCUGUCUGGGUGCAGGGAGGUGAGGCCCUGCUGCAACAUCAUCUCCUCUCAAGAUCUGACCAACGACAUCAAGCAAAGAUGCAGAAAGGAAUGAUUGUGAAGAACAUGUCCUUCAAGGUCGGACAGACCUUGACGGUUGUCGGAGUCCCCACUCCUGAUUCUACAAAUUUUGCCAUCAACAUCGGCAAUGAUGACCAGGAGAUCACGAUGCACAUUAACCCUCGUUUCAAUGCCCAUGGAGACGAGAACACGGUGGUCUGCAACUCCUACCAGGGAGGCAACUGGUGUGAGGAGCAUCGAGAGGGCGGCUUCCCCUUCCGCCAGGGAGAGGAGUUCACGGUCAUCAUUGAAUUCACUCCAGCCGAGUUCGUGGUGACUUUAUCAGAUGGCUCUGCAAUCCACUUCCCCAAUCGCAUUGGUGCAGAGAAAUACUCAGUCUUGAACUUUGACGGGGAUGUUCGCAUCACGAGUUUGCAGAUUAAGUAGAUCUCCAUUCUCCCAUAAUUUGCUAGAUUAAAUUUAAAAAGACUUUUGCUAAGUUUGUCUGUUUUUUUAGUUCCUGAAUGCAUGAGGUGUAGCCUCAAAUGCUUACCACGUUACUCUGCAAGAUCAAAUUUCAGUGAGCUGAGAGCAGCAAGCAGCCACUUUUAGAAUAUACAAAGUCACAGUAGAUCUGCAACUGUAACUUUAAAAUUUACUGCACAUUUGACAAUUACUCCUGAAGUAGUUUCAAGCCUUAGUGUCUUUGUUGACACUUUGUUGACAUGAACCUGUUUUGUUAGAUAGAACUUCAUAAAAUGUGCCAAAGCUUUAUUCUCUGUGCCUUGAAGUGUUUCACAGUUUGCUUUCCAAGACAUUCCACAUUUGUAAUUGGCUAUAAUGCUUACAUGGAACAAUGCCUAUUAAAAAUGUCUCCUGAUGAAA
This is a messenger RNA of Salarias fasciatus (jewelled blenny), 983 nucleotides long. Its product is annotated as beta-galactoside-binding lectin. Lineage: Eukaryota; Metazoa; Chordata; Actinopteri; Blenniiformes; Blenniidae. Gene Ontology annotation, molecular function: galactoside binding; laminin binding; carbohydrate binding. The coding region runs from base 138 to 545 and encodes 135 amino acids. The transcript has 4 exons. The record is from RefSeq and is a predicted model, not a curated record.